This is a messenger RNA of Neurospora tetraspora, 1638 nucleotides long. RefSeq lists its product as uncharacterized. Bases 1 to 1638 code for a protein of 545 amino acids. The transcript has 2 exons. The record is from RefSeq and is a predicted model, not a curated record. Gene Ontology annotation, biological process: endoplasmic reticulum unfolded protein response. NCBI's taxonomy places the organism in Eukaryota, Fungi, Ascomycota, Sordariomycetes, Sordariales, Sordariaceae.
AUGGCCGCCAAUGACCGAGAGCCGGCAGCGUCUUUGCCUUCGGCGCUAGAAACCCCCGGGGAGGACGCUCCUCUGCUCGUCAAUAUUCACUUUGUGUCCCCAUCUGAAGGCGUCCCCGACGACCUUGACUUUCAAGGUCUCCCAGCUACGACGACGGUCGGGCAAUUAAAGGACAAGAUCCGCGAUGUUCUUACAAUGCACCCGGCUCACGACGAGCAGCGCAUCAUCCACCAAGGCCGAUUGCUCGCCCGCGAGAGUGAAACUUUACUAGAUGUCUUUGGUGAAGACAAGCUUCGCACAGGCGACCAACAGCCUCUUCAUCUCGUGGUCAGAACCUCCAACCACCACCCGCCUGGCCCUACUUCCUCCUCUCAACCAGCACCGGUUUCAGCCCAAACUGCUCUUACGGGGCAAAGGAUAACGCAGCAGGACGCUUCAUCACAGAACGAUUGGCGUGCUCACCAUGAGCGGAUACAAGCCCAGAUUUCACAGCGGAUGCAAGCCCGGAUUGACGCUUUGGAGCGAAAUUCGGCUCCUUCCGGAGUAGCACCAGCUGCAGAUGAACAGAUUCGAAACAUCCACGAACAUAUGACCGGUUCUGCAGUCAGAAUAUCAACCUCUGGUCCGACGAACCGAACAGCUACAGCGUCUCAACAACAGUCCCAGCCGCAGAGACAACAAGCGGAGGUGUAUAUCCUGUCCUCUCCCACUGGCCCAAGAGGUCUUCUGGUCAAGAACGGAUCGGAGCUGUACGCCACACCAGGAACUUUCCAGAGCCAUCAUGCCUUCACCCUCCCGCAGCCACCCUUAUUAUACCCCGGAGUUGUUCCCUAUCCUCCAACACACACGACACCGCAAGUCCAGAACCAGCCGCAGAGACCACAAGGACAACACCAACCUGUGCAGGUGAGGAUCAGGAUCGACCAUCGAGCUAUUGGACAUGGAAUAGGGCAUCCGAACAAUCCCGUCGGAGCCGCCGCAUUGGUUGCUGCAGCGUGGCCUCAUAUAUGGCUGAUUAUUAGGUUGAUCUUCUUCAUAUGGUGGUUCACGUCGAACGAUUCUUCUUGGACUCGAGUAUUUACCAUGGUGGCCCUGGCCGCUGGCGUUCUCGUCAUGAACGCGGGUUUCCUGAAUCGAUUUGCCAACCAAGCUCUUGGGCCAAUCAGACAACAUCUUGAUGGACUACUUCAUAUGGCCGACCCGAAUCAGCAGCGACGCCAGCGUGUCCCGCGACCUCAAGCACCCCCACCUGCGGGCGCGAAUGGUGAGCCUGGCGUAGGUCUUGUUGGAUUACACGAGCGCCGGGAUAUCGACAAUGCUGGGGCUGUCCACUUGGUCAAUUUCUUCCGCCGCAUCGAAAGAGCUGGCCUCUUGUUCCUGGCCAGUAUCGCUCCUGGGGUUGCUGAGAGGCACAUUGCACAGCUCGAGGCGGUUGAGCGUGCUGAGCGUGAGCGUGAGCGGAGAGAAAGGGAAGAAGCUGCGGCGGCGGCAGAAGCAGCAGCAGCCGCUGCCGCCGCCAAUGAACAAGAGAACCAGCAGCAGGGAGAUCAGGCCGAGCAAACGGCCAACAACGAUGCUGGCAGUCCUGUACACAACCCGGAACAUGUGCCGGAGCGAGCAAUUCCUCUCCAGACUUGA